AUGUUCCCGGCAGAUGUUGUUGUCGGAUGGGUUAAACAGGGUCGGAUAUUUUUCCAGGAUAGACACUCUACAGGGCAUACCGAACCUCUAGUGGACGCGUCACAGGAUUGGUUCGUUCUCCACGGAGAGGAAAAUGGAAUUGGAACAAUUAUUAAAACAAUCCGGAAACUGGAUACUAAGGACUCUGAUGACGUCAUGAUUACGAAUGGAACAAUAAACGUAAUAUAUGCUUAUAGCGACUAUGAGCCCCAAACCGAGGACGGGAAGUUAAGACACCAUAGUCAGAGGGGAUAUAAAAGUUUGGUGUUAUUAACAGAGUCAGAUAUGACGAUGAACUCGCAUCAUCGGCCCUCAAUCUCCCAGACCCCACUACCUUACAUCACAAAGUCUCCGUCAACUGAAAUCAAUGCUCAACAAUACUGUCCACUCGGCAAACCAACAGAAAAAUACGAAUACCAGAGCGUCAUCGAUUCAGAUGGAAAGUACCUCUUGUUCUGGAACGUGAAUAAAACUCACAUUACAUUUGAGACACACGUAGAAACUAAGGGUUACGUCGGAUUCGGACUGUCGCAUAACGGGAACAUGUACCCUGCUGACGUCAUUAUUGGCUGGGUGAAGGAUGGUGUCCCCUACUUUAAGGAUCGCCACACUGUUGGACACUCUCCUCCUGUGGUGGACGUGUCUCAGGACUGGCAUCUUCUCUACGCUAAGGAGGACAACUGUCACACUGUCCUUAAAAUGACCAGAAAGUUGGAUACUUGUGAUAACGACGACUUCAAGAUCUCGGACAAUACCGUAAAGAUAAUUUAUUCCUUCCAUGCCGAAGACCCAGCGGAUGAGUACAAUAUACCAUAUCACGGCAUGACCAGGGGGACCAGGAGCCUGUUAUUGUUAUCUAAAAUAUCCCCUCCUACCAUACCCAAUGACUCUAAAGAUAUUUAUAUUUUAAACAGAAACUUUGAGGUUCUGGUGGACAAGGGCCACGAAACCUUGGUACAUCACGUACUGGUUCAUAAAUGUCCAGGGAUAGAUAGAAACCUCAUAGAUUCUCCAAACUAUGUCUGCUACGACAACCCCGACCUCAUGAAACGACCAUGUGGACACAUAAUAGUGGUCUGGGCUGUAGGAGCUGAAGCCUUUUAUUACCCGGAGCAGGCCGGUCUACCAAUUGCCGAGCCGGGGGAUAAUGACCUGUUUAUAAUGGAGACUCACUAUAACAAUCCACAACUCAGGAGUGACUUUGUUGAUAACUCUGGCGUUCGUCUGACCGUGACCCCAACACUUCGCCGUUAUGAUGCUGGCAUCUUGGAAAUUUCUGCAUUUGUUGACAAGAGUCAAGUCAUUCCACCCCAUCAACCCAAAUUUGUCACAACAGGGUUCUGUCCUCAAGCAUGUAUGCACGAGGGUUUACGCAGAGAACCAAAUGGCGUUCAGGUCUUCGCUGUACAACAGCACGCCCACCUCCUGGCAAGGGGUAUUCGAACCCGACUGAUUAGAAAAGGAGUAGAGCAGGAACCGUUGGCAGACGACGCACAUUACGACUUCAAUUAUCAGGACUUCCGACGAGUCAACAGAACGCUAAAAGAUGGAGGAUUUUCCACGACAGAAGAGAUGUGUGUUUCCUUCCUGUUCCACUAUCCCCGGAUAAACGCGAUGAACUGUAUCAGUAAGCCCCUGUAUGAUCACCUUCAAACAGACUCCGACCCAAAGCAAAUGUAUAGGGCGGAUCUUACCGAUAUGUUUUUACAUAUGGACUGGAAAAACUCAACUGUUGUCAAUCAGUUUCAUGAGAGUCUUGCAUCAUCUACGUAUUUCAUGCUUUGUGGCUCAAUUUUUCACCAAUACCGAUCCAACUUCACCAAUGCCCACAACGAAUAUCCCAGAGUUCGAUACAUGGCGCCCGGAGAUGAGUGCAGAACUUAA
Messenger RNA from Saccostrea echinata, 1923 nucleotides. RefSeq names its product DBH-like monooxygenase protein 1. Bases 1 to 1923 code for a protein of 640 amino acids. The transcript is spliced from 11 exons. Gene Ontology annotation, molecular function: copper ion binding; dopamine beta-monooxygenase activity. Gene Ontology annotation, cellular component: secretory granule membrane. Gene Ontology annotation, biological process: norepinephrine biosynthetic process; octopamine biosynthetic process; dopamine catabolic process. The record is from RefSeq and is a predicted model, not a curated record. Lineage: Eukaryota; Metazoa; Mollusca; Bivalvia; Ostreida; Ostreidae.